This is a messenger RNA of Patiria miniata (bat star), 2689 nucleotides long. Its product is annotated as lactoperoxidase-like. Bases 119 to 2353 code for a protein of 744 amino acids. The record is from RefSeq and is a predicted model, not a curated record. Gene Ontology annotation, biological process: response to oxidative stress. Gene Ontology annotation, molecular function: peroxidase activity; heme binding. The transcript has 12 exons. NCBI's taxonomy places the organism in Eukaryota, Metazoa, Echinodermata, Asteroidea, Valvatida, Asterinidae.
CAGUUCAUAACAGAUACCAUAGUCAGAUAGCGGUGCUAGUCGUACUGUAGCGUAAAAGUCAUACAGUUGUGGUUGAAUUUUUGCAUCUAGAGAAGUAGCUCUUUGGGCAACUUUCACAAUGAUCAGGCUACUUUUGAUAGUGCUCCUGGCUUCAUCUGUUUGUUGUACGUUAUUGAACGAGGACCUGAAAAGUCUGGAAGAUUUGGAGGAUCUUCUCCUCAGAGAUGAAAAUACCGCAACUUACUCAAAUGAUCGGAACCCGGAUGUCUUGUUGAGCGACUUCAACAGCAAACGAUCGACUGACGAUGAAAACAAAGAUCGAACUCCAGAUGUCUUGUUGGGCCAGUUCAACAGCCGUAAACGAUCGCCUGUGAACAAAAGGAAACUUGAGAUGUACCUGAGGAAGCUGGAAGACAGUGAGGGCGCCUUCCGUCAAUUGUUAUCGGCUGGGGAAUUGGAGAAACGGAUCUUGCAAAUCCGGGAAAUCCUUGGUGAAGAAGAGACAUGCGAUACGACCCCAUACGGGUACCGCACGAUAGACGGUACUUGCAACAAUGUCGCAAAGUCGACUCAAGGGUCCGCGGGCACAGCACAGAAACGGAUCCCGGAGAUCAAUGCUUAUGACGACGGACUGUCUGAGCCACGCACGUUGUCAGUGAGUGGCGGACCGUUACCCAACGCCCGUGAUGUCAGCCGAACUGUCUUCAACACCCACCGUAGAAUGGUCAGAGAUUUCACUCAGAUGGGGAUGAAUAUUGGACAGCUAGCGGAUCACGACGUGUCGGCAAGCCAUUCCCCACAAGUUGACUGUUCAGAUUGCUCGGAGGAGGGCGAGUGUUUCCCCAUCAUGAUCGACGAGUCAGACCCAGUAUUUGGCGGCAAGCAACCUUGCUUCAACAUUCGCAGAUCAAAAUAUGAAGUGGAUUCCAUGGGAGUUCGUCAACAAACCAAUUUCAUUACGUCGUAUCUAGACGCGUCCUUCGUCUAUGGUUCUGAUGACGCUUUGGCAGCUGAACUGAAGGAUGAGUCCGGAUCGAUGAAACACCUCACCGAUAAAAUGACGGGCCGAGAGUUACUGCCACCGGACAAAGAUUUGAAAGGGUGUGCUGGAGUGGACGAGGCAGCGGGAAUCUGGUGCGGUAAGGCCGGCGACCACCGCGCUGCGGAACAGCCCGGUAUAACCGCACUCCAAACGCUCUUCUUACGAGAACACAACCGCAUUGCCGAAGAACUCCGCAGGCUUGACCCUUUGCUGCCCGCCGAAGAGGUCUACCAGAAGGCGCGUAAGAUUCUGGGAGCAAAGUGGCAGCAUAUCAUCUUCAACGAGUACCUACCGUUGAUCAUCGGAGAGGAGUUGUACACAUCUAAGAACCUUUCACCAAACGCACCGUACGAGUACGACCCGGACGUAGACGCAUCCGUAUCCAACCUAUUCGCUGCGGCUGCCUUCCGCUUCGGACACACGCAAGUCCCGUUUCACUACGUACGCGCAACCAAGAAUUAUAUGCGCAAACUUCCUCGGAUUCCCAUGAGUGAGGCGUUCUUCAACGCAUCGUUCAUGUUCGACGAGUCCAUCCCUGAUGGCGCUGUCGACUCCAUACUGAGAGGCAUGACGGUGCAGAGUAUGUACAACGUGGAUAGGCGUUUCUCGGACGCCCUCGUCAAUAAUCUUUUUGGUGACCCGGAAGUGGAAGGUGAUGGGUUUGACCUGGUGUCAAUAGAUAUCCAACGAGGUAGAGACCACGGCUUGCCGAGCUAUACCACCAUCAGGAAGGAUUUCUGCGGCCUGGGUGAAAUCAAUAGUUUUCAAGACCUUAUUGAUGAUGGCGUCAUGCCGUGGGAUGAUCUCCGAGGCCUCCAGAAAGCAUACAGUGACGUGAAGGAUGUAGAUGCAUUCGUAGGCUCGGUGCUUGAGACCCAUCUUCCCAACACCCUGGUCGGACCGUUUCUUGCUUGCAUCUUUGCCGAUCAGUUCCAUCGAAUCAAAUUCGGCGAUCGUUUCUUUUAUGAGAACUCGGAGCAGUUCACUCCAGAUCAGAUUCAGGAGAUUAAGAAGGCUACCGCGGCACGACUUAUGUGCGACAAUGUGGAGGGACUGCGGAAGAUACAGCCCUUCAUCUUCAUCAAAUCGAAUAAUUAUCAGGCUGGACAGGUCGAUCUCGAGGAGGUUUACGCCCGGCAACACGGUGAUUCCUCUGAAGCAAAGAGAGGGUUGUACGACUCCUUCUACGAAUAUAGUCGGUCUGGUACCUGGCCUCACAAGAGAGCGGUUGUGCUGGAUGGCUUGGAUAACUCUCGUGUGUUUUGUGACUCGGACCAGAUUCCCGUCGUCGACCUGUCGAAAUUCGUCUAGACGUCAGCGCACAUUUCAGAUCCGAAAAUAAACACAGUUACUUUAUUAAAAUCAAGAUCUCCUUAGCAUGUAAUGGCUUGAGAAGAGGUGAAGGGUUUCAACGGCGGGUUUUUUUUCAGUUAAAAUGAAUAUUUUCAAUAAUUAAAACGUUCUCAAUAUUUGUUUUUAUUUAUUAAUGGUCGUUCUAUUUUGCUUUCGCUCUUUUUCAUUUUGAAGGGGCUCCUGUAGAGAAUGAUAUAACCAAUACAGAUUAUAGUAGUGUUUCGAUUUUUGGGGGGAAAACAUCUUAUUUACUUAAAAGGGAAUAUACAGCAUUUGCAAACAUCAAACAACAGA